Molecule: messenger RNA, 1520 nt
Organism: Actinia tenebrosa (Australian red waratah sea anemone)
Lineage: Eukaryota; Metazoa; Cnidaria; Anthozoa; Actiniaria; Actiniidae
Product: ADP-ribosyl cyclase/cyclic ADP-ribose hydrolase
Biological process (GO): positive regulation of B cell proliferation
Cellular component (GO): plasma membrane
Molecular function (GO): NAD+ nucleosidase activity, cyclic ADP-ribose generating; phosphorus-oxygen lyase activity
Source: RefSeq, a predicted model, not a curated record
UUCCCCAGCUCUAACAAGUAUAUAAACUUAAUUCUUAUUUCCUUUUUUCACUGAUCCUGUAAUAGUAAUAUUGGCAAGAUAUAGGAAUUAAUCUAAGCUACACUGAAUGGCCUGAUUACACUUAGUAUUCCCUAUUCCCUCAUCGGCCAUGGCGGAGCGCGUCUGUCACAAGAAAGCCACGUUACUUUUCAUCAGAUUUCGUAUGAUACAGUAAUGAAGGGAUUAUACCAACGUGGUCAGGUCGCGGUUUCUACCGGCCAUUCUCAGAAACUUGCAUAAUUUGACCCUUAUCUUAUGCCUGAUUGGUUUGAGCCAUGAAGCUUCAUCAAACACUAGCCACAGCAGGCGGUCAAGGCUCCAAACAUAGCUCAGUAGACCAGUAGUAUGACAACAUUUUCGCUAAUUCAAAUGGCUUUCUUUGCUUUGAUUAGCGUAUUCUUGGCUCUUAUCACCGUAGCUCGUACAGAUUCUGGUAUAAAUCCAGGGUCUACGCUAAAUUUACGAGACAUUGUUAUCGGUCGUUGCGACGACUACCUACGUAAAAACGAAAAGCUAAGACCCAAAGAUUGCACAGCAAUUUGGGAGAAAUUCCGCGAUGUUUUUGCAUUCAAAGAUGUUUGCCAACUGACACCUUCUGAUUACCAGCCAUUUUUUGAUGCUGUUGAAGAAGGAGUUAUCAACAACAAGGCUAUGUUUUGGUCAGGGACGUACAAAGCUGCCCACUCUUAUUCAUUCUUCGACCUGACGUUUACAACGUUAGAGGACACUUUUGCAGGUUCGAUGAUGAAUGACCUUCGUUGGUGUGGUAACCCUUCGCUGCCUCCCAACACUACUGAUGGUAUAGAUUACAAAUCCUGUCCAAGUUGUUUCAAAUACAAUAAAUUCUUCUGGAUCCAAGCUUCUAUAACAUUUGCAGAGCGAGUAAGGGGACAAGCACGUGUGAUGGUUAAUGGUACUCGCAUAUCACAACCUGCCUACAGUAAUAAAAGUAUCUUUGGGAAGUACGAGCUACCGAAUCUCAAAGUAGCCGACAUCACCAAGCUGUUUGUCAUUGUUCUUCAUACGAUUGGCAAGAAACCAAUAUAUUGGAAAAUAUUGGGCAUCAUUUUUGUUGUGCUGUUUAGUGUGCUGCUGAUAGUGCUUAUCGUGCUUGUAGCUCUUUAUUUCUGCCGCAAGAAAGGAUCUUCCACCAGAGCUCACCUGCUCCAACCAAACGCGUGAUUGAGAAGUCACUAACUACACGUCCUCUCAUCGCUCUGACAUUGGUUUUCGUUACAUAACCAGCACAACCGCGGGCACAACCGACAUACCAUAAAAAUAAGAGUGAUGUUUGAAAAUUACUCGUACUAUUUCCAUUUUUAUGAUUGAUGCUUUUCGCAAAGCAAGCAAUCUAUUCAGUUUUGCUCAUAUAAUAGAUUAAAACAUUACCUCACCAUAGUUAGUAGAGGGGUCACACCGACAGUUAGUCUCUCCCACAGCCGCUUUCAGUGUCGCCACGCAACGCUUUCUCCCCUGAGUAG